AUGGUGGUAUACAACUUUAAGAAGAUUCAGACAGUGCCGACAGCCAAUGACUUUAUUGAUAUUGUGCUCACGCGCACGCAGCGCAAGACGCCGACAGUGAUCCAUCCGACAUAUGCCAUCUCACGUAUUCGCGCAUUUUAUAUGCGCAAGGUUAAAUUUACGCAGCAGACGUGCCAAGAGAAGCUUAGUCAGAUCAUUGAUGACUUUCCACGCCUUGAUGACUUGCAUCCGUUUUACGCUGAUCUUAUUAAUAUUCUAUAUGACCGUGAUCACUACAAGUUGGCGCUCGGUCAGGUCAAUACAGCCCGGGCUCUUAUCGACAACAUUGCUAAAGAUUAUGUUCGAAUGAUCAAAUAUGGUGACUCGCUCUAUCGGUGCAAGCAACUUAAACGUGCGGCUCUUGGUCGAAUGUGUACACUUUUAAAAAAACAAAAGGCUUCACUCGAGUAUUUGGAAGAAGUGCGAAAGCAUCUAUCACGUCUUCCAUCUAUUGACCCAAACACCCGCACGUUGCUAGUAACUGGUUUUCCUAAUGUAGGCAAAUCGAGCUUUAUGAACAAGGUCACGCGUGCCGAUGUGGAUGUCCAGCCGUAUGCUUUCACAACCAAGGCUUUGUACGUCGGCCACCUAGACUACAAAUAUUUACGGUGGCAGGUGAUUGAUACCCCUGGUAUCCUCGAUCAUUCUCUUGAGGAUCGUAAUACAAUUGAGAUGCAGGCUGUCACAGCACUUGCUCACUUACAAGCGUCCAUUCUCUUCUUUAUGGAUAUUUCUGAGCAAUGCGGCUUCACUAUUGAGCAACAGCUAAGUCUGUUUGAGAACAUCCGCCCGCUGUUUGCUAACAAACCGCUAGUAUUGGUGUGCAACAAAGUCGACCAGAUGCGCUUCGAAGAAUUAUCAGAGCACCACCAAAAUAUGAUUAAUACGGCCGUGGAGGAAACCAAAGCCAAGUUUUUCACAAUGUCAAACCAUUCCGAGGAGAAUGUCAUGGAGGUGAGAAAUUACGCAUGUGAUGAGCUUUUGGCCCAUCGUGUCAAUUCAAAGGUCAAAGGCAAUAAGGUGGCUGAUGUGCUCAAUCGCUUGAGCGUUGCUAUGCCUGUACCUCGUGAUGACAUGAAGCGUGAGAUCUCUAUUCCAGCCAGUGUUAUCGCAGCUCGCAACAAUCCAAGCAACGCAGCACCACGUGUGUUGCUCAAGGACAAGAUGAACGCUAAUGGUGGGGCGGGUGUAUAUUCAUAUGACUUCAAAGAGCAUUACAAGGGCAUGCUUGGCAACGACGACUGGACACAGGAUGCGAUUCCAGAAAUCUGGAAUGGCAAAAAUAUUGCCGACUUUGUGGACCCUGACAUACUUAAGCGUCUCGAGGCUCUAGAGAGAGAGGAAGACGAGGCAAUGGAGAACAAUGCCCCAAUGGAUGUAGAUGAGGACAUGAGCGACCUUGACGACGAGCAGAAAGACAAAUUGGCUCGUAUUCGAGAGAAGAAAGCCAUCAUUAUAGCGAAUCACCGUCAGAACAAGAACAAGAACCACUCGUCUGUUGCACGGAAGGUGCGUGCAAAACUUCGCACGCUCACGCAAACGAAGAAGGAAUUAGAGGCUCUUGGCGUGGAUACUAGUUACAUGAAACACGCAGAUGCAGUUGUAGCAAAAAGGAAAGCAGGUGAUGAAAUUCGUGGUCGGAAGCGCCAACGCGAAGACAUGGAUGUGGAUAUGGAAGAUGCAACCGAGAGCUCUGAUUACCGUGUGCGUGCUCGUGCUAAAUCAGCACUGCGCUCCAAGUCAAAGAACCGGUCACAAUCGUUGGUAACUCCACGUGAUCAAGCCGGUUUUGGUGACAAGGCUGCAAUGGCUACUGCGAAACGUGCGACUCGGUUAACACAGCGCAAGGCGGCCAAGAUGGGUCGCGCCGGUGAAGCUGACCGGAAAUCAGUACCGAAGCUGGCGAAAUGGCAGAACUCGGGCAAGCGUGGCCAAGGCAAUACGUACUCGCGUUAA
Molecule: messenger RNA, 1995 nt
Organism: Plasmopara halstedii
Lineage: Eukaryota; Oomycota; Peronosporomycetes; Peronosporales; Peronosporaceae
Product: nucleolar gtp-binding protein 1
Exons: 1
Coding region: 1-1995 (664 amino acids)
Biological process (GO): ribosomal large subunit biogenesis
Cellular component (GO): nucleolus
Molecular function (GO): RNA binding; GTP binding; GTPase activity
Source: RefSeq, a predicted model, not a curated record